Pistacia vera is the source of this 2431-nucleotide messenger RNA. Its product is annotated as ADP-ribosylation factor GTPase-activating protein AGD3-like. The transcript has 14 exons. Gene Ontology annotation, molecular function: protein binding; GTPase activator activity. Bases 231 to 2147 code for a protein of 638 amino acids. The record is from RefSeq and is a predicted model, not a curated record. NCBI's taxonomy places the organism in Eukaryota, Viridiplantae, Streptophyta, Magnoliopsida, Sapindales, Anacardiaceae.
UACAGGAAGCGAGGAAGCGUUUUGACAAGGCUAGUCUUCUGUAUGACCAGGCUCGUGAAAAGUUUUUGUCACUGAGAAAAGGAACAAAAACUGAUGUAGCUGCUGUUUUAGAGGAGGAGCUUUAUCAUGCAAGGACUACAUUUGAGCAAGCUCGAUUUAGCCUAGUAACUGCCCUUUCUAAUGUUGAAGCAAAGAAGAGGUUUGAAUUUCUGGAAGCAGUCAGUGGAACAAUGGAUGCGCAUCUUCGUUACUUCAAACAGGGUUAUGAGUUAUUGCAUCAGAUGGAGCCAUAUAUAAAUCAGGUGUUGACUUAUGCCCAGCAGUCAAGAGAAAGGUCCAAUUAUGAGCAGGCAGCUCUUAAUGAAAGGAUGCAAGAGUUCAAAAGGCAGAUUGACCGAGAGAGUAGGUUGUCUUCCAAUGUUUCUAAUGGAUCUCCUAAUGGAGAUGGUAUACAAGCCAUUGGUAGAAGUUCACAUAAAAUGAUAGAGGCAGUUAUGCAAUCUGCUGCGAAGGGAAAGGUUCAAACUAUCCGACAAGGUUAUCUCUCAAAGCGGUCCUCAAACUUGAGGGGAGAUUGGAAAAGAAGAUUUUUUGUUCUUGAUAGCCGAGGAAUGCUGUAUUACUAUCGUAAGCAGUGCACCAAAUCAUCUGGUUCUGGCAGUCAACUUUCUGGUCAGAGGAAUAGUUCUGAGCUUGGAUCUGGAUUGCUGAGUCGAUGGCUUUCUUCUCAUUAUCAUGGAGGAGUACAUGAUGAAAAAUCUGUUGCUCAUCACACAGUGAAUCUUCUUACCUCAACAAUCAAAGUUGAUGCUGAUCAAUCAGAUCUUAGGUUCUGUUUCAGGAUCAUUUCACCAACCAAGAACUACACUUUGCAGGCAGAGAGUGCACUGGAUCAGAUGGACUGGAUUGAGAAGAUUACUGGGGUUAUUGCUUCAUUACUUAGUUCUCAGACUCCUGAGAGGUGUCUGCCUACUAGUCCCAUGGGAAGUGGCCAUCACCGGUCUGGCAGUGAGAGUAGUUCAUUUGAAAGUUCUGACUUUGAUCAUGCUGCUGUUGAAGAAUAUACAUCUGAGAGGAACCUUGCAAUUUCACAUCAUGAACGACAUUCAAGGGGUUCACUACAUCAGCGAGCUUCUGUAAAGAGUGAGAAGCCAAUUGAUGUGUUGCGAAGAGUUUGUGGAAAUGAUAAAUGUGCUGAUUGUGGUGCCUCUGAACCUGAUUGGGCAUCUUUGAAUCUUGGUGUUCUUGUUUGUAUUGAAUGCUCUGGUGUUCACCGAAAUCUUGGUGUACACAUAUCAAAGGUCAGAUCACUUACCCUUGAUGUGAAAGUGUGGGAGCCAUCAGUUAUAAGUUUAUUUCAGUCUCUGGGCAAUGCCUUUGCAAACUCAGUCUGGGAGGAAUUAUUGCAAUCAAGAAAUGCAUUCCAUGUUGAUCUUAAUCCCGCAAGCUCAUACAAGUCUGAUAAACCGCAAUUACUUCUUUCGGGCAAACCUAGUCCCUCUGAUUCUAUAUCAGUGAAGGAGAAGUUCAUUCAUGCAAAGUAUGCAGAAAAGCUUUUCGUUCGCAAACCAAAAGACAAUCACUAUUCCCAUGCUAUGGCACAACAGAUCUGGGAGGGUGUUCGUGCUAAUGAUAAGAAAGCUGUAUACCGUAACAUAGUUAAUAGUGAAGCAGAUGUGAAUGCUGUGUAUGAGCAAGCAUCAAGCAAUCCUUCCUUAACACUUGCCAAAGCAAUGCUACUGAACGAGCAGACAAGCCUUGAACACAGCUCCAGAUGCUUAACAGGGAAUUCAUCGGACAGAUCUUCCUCUGGCUCAUCGAACUUGGCCAGUACUAAUGAAGGCCAAACCAUUGAUGAUCUAGAUGGUUGCACCCUGCUCCAUCUAGCUUGUGAAACUGCAGACAUUGGCAUGCUAGAACUCCUAUUACAGUAUGGUGCAAAUAUCAAUGCUACUGAUUCAAGAGGUCAAAUGCCACUGCACCGCUGUAUACUCCGAGGCAGACCCCAAUUUGCUAAACUGCUUCUUAUGAGAGGUGCUGAUCCACGGGCUGUAAAUGGGGAAGGUAAAAAUCCACUUGAACUGGCUGUAGAGUCGAACUUCAGUGACGGCGAUGUGCUUGCAAUAUUAUCGGAUUGGAAUGAGUAAAAUUUGCUGUCUAAAAAAUUAAAGGAAUUGGUUUUUGUAUAGUUCAUAUUUGAUGGAAGAAUUUGAGAUAUUUAGUUUUGGGUUAGAGGAGAUGUGUGGAAGGUUGUUCUAAGAGAGAAUGGAGUGAAAAUGUGAGUGGUAGGUUGGCAUGGCUGCCCCCUCAUGGGCAUGAGUGCAAAUUUGAUCACUCAAGUAAUUUGCAAUUUAAAAAUUGGCCUCAUUUAUGAGUUGAGAGGUGCUGUAUUAACUGUUUAUGUGUUUUUAUUUAAUCAGUUUGAUUCUUC